AUGUCUAGAUUCAAUUCAAGAACUCUUAUCAAAACCAACCUCUUGAAAACAACCCCGAGGAUUGGAAACUUUAAUUGGAUUAGAAACCUUUCCCAGGGCUCGUUGGGAAUAGGGGAUUUAUCAGAGGGCAAAAUUAUGGAGAUCACACGAAAGGUUGAUAGAGAAAGAUUGUGGAGAGAGUUGCAUUAUACGUGUCAAUGGGGGAAGGGGGAGAAAUGGGGAGAAGGAGAAACCGAUCGAGGAAUGUCCCGACUUGCGCUCUCUUCCGCCGACAAACAAGCACGAGAUUGGUUUGUCGAAACAACUAAACAUCUCGGCUGCGAUGUGAAGAUUGACACUAUGGGUAACAUUUUCGCAAUUCGGCCCGGAAGAAAGGAGGGACCAGCUACCUAUGCGGGGAGUCAUUUAGAUACACAGCCAACGGGAGGAAGAUAUGAUGGAAUAUUGGGUAUUCACGCAGGUAUUGAAGCCUUGAGGACAAUGAAUGAUUUGAAGGUUGAAACAGAAUACCCUACGGGAGUUAUUAAUUGGACAAACGAAGAAGGAGCGCGCUUCCCCAAAUCCAUGAUAUCAUACGGUGUGUGGGCUCACGACAUUCCCCUCUCAGUGGCCCAUGAUUUGGGCGAAGUAAAUGGGCCAGCGACCAUGAAAUCAGAAUUGGAAAGAAUAGGAUAUCUCGGUGCAACUCCUACAUCGUAUAUGGAUAAUCCAAUCGGUGCACAUUUUGAACUACAUAUUGAACAGGGACCGAUUCUCGAGAAGAGCAAAACGAAGAUUGGGGCUGUAACGGGAGUGCAGGCCUAUAGGUGGUAUACUAUUACGGUCAAAGGAAGAGAUUGUCAUACCGGUACAACGGAUUUCGAGAAUCGUUCAGACGCUAUGCUUACAGCUGCAAAAAUUAUUCUUCAUAGCCACAACAAGGCAGCUGAAAUGGGUUGUCUCGCAUCCACAGGUAUUCUCACCCUCAAGCCUGGCUCUACUAAUACUGUUCCGGGAUUCGUACAGUUUUCACUUGAUAUUAGGUCUCCGGAGGAUCAAAGGCUUCUAAACUGUGAGAAAGAACUUAAAAGAGAUUUUGAGUUGAUUGCUGCUGGAGAGCAGAUGCCAACUCUUGGUGCUAGUGGAAAGAGAGGUAAAGGUUGUAUGGUGGAAUGGAAAAUGGAUACAGACUCUCCGGCUACUCAUUUCAACGAAGAUUGUAUUCGAUGCGUAGAAGAGAGUGCUGGAGAUUUGAUUGGAACAGCUUCUGGUAUCGGAGAUCAAGCAGAAGCCGUCUCCAAAAGCUAUAGGAGAAUGGUAUCGGGCGCUGGACAUGAUAGUGUUUAUACCUCGAGACAUGCUCCGACCUCAAUGAUCUUUGUGCCUUGUAAAGACGGCGUUAGUCAUAAUCCAGCCGAGUAUUGUAGUCCAGAAGACUGUGGGAAUGGUGCACAAGUCUUGCUUGGAGCGAUGUUGAGAUAUGACCGACUGAGUGCUCUGAGAGAAGCCUGA
This is a messenger RNA of Botrytis porri, 1491 nucleotides long. RefSeq lists its product as uncharacterized. The transcript has 10 exons. NCBI's taxonomy places the organism in Eukaryota, Fungi, Ascomycota, Leotiomycetes, Helotiales, Sclerotiniaceae. The record is from RefSeq and is a predicted model, not a curated record. The coding region runs from base 1 to 1491 and encodes 496 amino acids. Gene Ontology annotation, molecular function: hydrolase activity, acting on carbon-nitrogen (but not peptide) bonds, in linear amidines.